This is a messenger RNA of Komagataella phaffii GS115, 1647 nucleotides long. Its product is annotated as Maltose permease, high-affinity maltose transporter (alpha-glucoside transporter). Bases 1 to 1647 code for a protein of 548 amino acids. Gene Ontology annotation, biological process: transmembrane transport; carbohydrate transport. Gene Ontology annotation, cellular component: membrane. The transcript has a single exon. NCBI's taxonomy places the organism in Eukaryota, Fungi, Ascomycota, Pichiomycetes, Pichiales, Pichiaceae. The record is from RefSeq and is a predicted model, not a curated record. Gene Ontology annotation, molecular function: carbohydrate:proton symporter activity.
AUGAGCUCUAUUACUUCCAAACAAACUGCCGAGGAAAAAGAGCUACAAUCAGUCGCCAAGACAGUCACUGCUUAUGAAUUCUCUGAACUCGAGAAACUGGCUAGAGCUCAGCAAGAAGUUGAACAUGGCCUCAGCAAAUGGGAAGCCAUUAAAACCUAUCCUAAAGCUUUCUUUUGGAUCUGUGCUGGUAUAUUCAUUGCUAUUCUAGUGGGGUACGAAAGUCAAGCUGGAGGUAUUGUGCUAUCCAUCCCUCGAUUCAGAGAGGACUUUGGUAAUGCCUAUCAAGGAGGAUACGUCUUGCCUGCUGACUGGCAAUCAGCUAUCACAGGAGGUGCUACAGGUGCCCUAGUUGUUGGUUCUUUUUUUGGUUCUUUCACAACUGAUAAAUGGGGCCGUAAAUGGGUCAUUAUGUUUGCUUUAUUGCUUAGUAUCCCUUCGGUCAUUUUAGAGUUUGUUGCGACGACUAUCGAGGUAUUUUUUGCUGGAAAAUUUAUCAAUGCCUUCUGUUUGGGAAUUUUGUUGACUGUUGUCACUGCGUAUAUUGCUGAGAUUUCGCCCCUGGCAUUGAGAGGUGUUGCUAUUGCUUCGAUAAACCUGGCUCUAUGUGUUGGACCUUUCUUGUGCUACAUCAUUACCUACAAGACUCAAAAUAAGGUAGGCCGUAUGGCUUACCGUUCUAUGAUGAUUCCUCAGUUUAUAAUUGCUGGUAUCUCCAUAGUAUGGUGCUUGUUCCUCCCCGAGUCUCCUUACUAUCUUUUGACCAAGGACAAAACUGAAAAAACUUUAAAGUCUUUGAACAAAAUUUACAAGGGCUCAGAUCUUGUAGAGGCUCAAUAUGCUUUGAUGAAAGUUACCAUUCAGGAAGCUCAACUAGCCAACGGAGAAGGUUCGUCUCUACAGGAGCUUUUCUACAAGAGAAACUUCAAGAGAACGCUUGCAGGUGUGUGCUCAUUCCUUAUCCAGCCCCUUUCCGGUGUGGCUUUUAUUUCUGGUUACUCAACAUACUAUUAUCAGUUGGCUGGUUUCACUGACGAUAGAUCAUUUCAACUUUCAUGCGGUGCUCAAGGUCUUUCCAUUUUCGGAACCAUAACAUCGUGGUUCACUCUUGAUUUCUUUGGAAGAAGAUCUUUGAUGAUUAUUGGAACAACAUGUAUGGCUGUUCUCAAUUUGCUGGUUGCUUGUCUUGGGCUUAAUAUCAAUAAUAUCCCCGCUGUUACGGCAUCUUGCGCAUUCAUGGCCAUGUACAACUUUUUCUAUAAUGCCAGUAUUGGUCCAGGGGCUUAUGUUGUAUCUGGUGAAGUACCAACUAACAAUUUAAGAUCAAAGACCAUUGCCACAGGUAGUUUCCUGAAUAAUGGUAUUCAGUGUAUGUGGAGUUUUGUCUUGCCAUAUAUGUUCAAUCCUGAUCAAGCUAACAUGGGAUCCAAAGUCCUGUUCAUCUUUGGAGGAUUGUCUGCAUUGUACCUGCUUGUUUUCUUUUUCUAUCUACCUGAGACGGCUGGUAGAUCAUUUGAAGAGAUUGAUGAAAUGUUCAAUGACAAAAUCCCCAUCAGAAAAUUUAAGGGUCACAAGUGUCGAGUCCAAAUUGAAGCUGCGCAGGUAUUUAACGAAGUUAAGGGUGAGAUCAAUCAUAUUGAGCGUGUUUAA